AUGGUUUACACCAUGGUCUGGUACGUCGACGGAGGGUGUCGAAGAAAUGGGCAGCCUGGAGCAGUGGCAGCGGCAGCGGCUGUCGAGAUGCUUCGAGGCGGCAGGGCUUGGACAUUCACAAGAGAUCUGGAACAGCCAUGCUGGCAGAAUGACUUCACGGCUCCCACAACCCAACGUGCAGAGAUCACGGCCAUCAUCCUCGCUCUAGAGCAAGCCCUGGAGGGAUACGACAGGCUGGAUACUUGUCCUCAGAUUGACCUCACCAUUCACUCGGAUUUCCAAUAUGCCGUCAAGUGCAUGGACAUCUGGCUCUCCAAGUGGAUAGACAAUGAUUGGAUCAAUGCAAGAGGCCGCCCGGUCGCCAAUCAAGACUUGAUCAAAGAAGCAUACAGUCUGGAAAAUCGGCUCAUCGAGUUGGCGGAUAUCACCUACAAAUGGGUGCCUCGAGCUCAGAACGAAAUGGCAGAUGCCGCAUGCAAUCAGGCCCUCGAUCAGCAGGAAGACGACGGCUAUUCUUGUUAG
Messenger RNA from Zymoseptoria tritici IPO323, 522 nucleotides. RefSeq lists its product as uncharacterized. Gene Ontology annotation, biological process: DNA replication, removal of RNA primer. Gene Ontology annotation, molecular function: RNA-DNA hybrid ribonuclease activity; nucleic acid binding. The transcript has a single exon. The record is from RefSeq and is a predicted model, not a curated record. Lineage: Eukaryota; Fungi; Ascomycota; Dothideomycetes; Mycosphaerellales; Mycosphaerellaceae. The coding region runs from base 1 to 522 and encodes 173 amino acids.